Parasteatoda tepidariorum (common house spider) is the source of this 4700-nucleotide messenger RNA. RefSeq lists its product as uncharacterized. Gene Ontology annotation, cellular component: PRC1 complex. NCBI's taxonomy places the organism in Eukaryota, Metazoa, Arthropoda, Arachnida, Araneae, Theridiidae. The record is from RefSeq and is a predicted model, not a curated record. Gene Ontology annotation, biological process: negative regulation of transcription by RNA polymerase II. Gene Ontology annotation, molecular function: metal ion binding; promoter-specific chromatin binding.
UCCGUGAAGUCGCUUUAGAAAAGGUGGGCGUUGACAUAUGAUUGCCUCCAUUGCUUUUUAACUUCAGAUUCAUGCGAAAUUCAUACUUUUUCUAUGAUUGAUUCACAAGUUUGAUAUGUACUGAAGCAAAAAAAGGAGAAAACAUCACAGCACUGUUAUUUUAGGAUCUCACCAUUUCAAGGUGUCAAGUUCUUGACCCUCGGAAGAAAAAGUUCAGAUCAAUUUAUGCUAAUAGAAGAUCAUCAAUAAUUAACUAAUUCUGCAAAGUGGAUAUUUGAAGGAGUGAGUGUGGUGAUUACCUAAUUCAUGGAUAUUUGUGAAAACCUGUGCUUAAUGGAUUACUUCUUGUGAAUUGUGAAAUAUCGUUAUUAUUACUUUGGAUUACGUUUUUAUGAGCUUAUUUACAAUAUCGUUGUGUGAAUUUAUUGAUCAUGGAUUACCGUGUAGAUUAUUCCACGCACGUUUGAUUGUGUGUAGUGUAAUUUGUGCAUAUAACUUGGAUUAAUAUCCUGGAUUACUAAAAUUAUCGAAGAUUUUUUGGAUACCUUGUUACAUUAGGGUGAAAACAUUAUGCAUCGUCCUACCCGUCUGAAAGUGACGGAUAUCAACAAACAAUUUAUUUGUGUACUUUGUGAUGGAUAUCUCAUAGAUGCUACGACCGUUGUUGAAUGCCUCCAUUCCUUUUGCAGAACUUGCAUUGUGCAUUAUUUGGAGAACAGCCGGUUCUGUCCCGUCUGCGAAGUUCAAGUGCACAAAACAAAACCUCUAUCAAGCAUAAGAUCUGAUGUUACACUUCAAGAUAUAGUUUAUAAGUUAGUUCCCGGUCUUUAUCAAAAUGAAAUGCAAAGGAGGAGAGAGUUUUACUCUGCCCAUCCUGAAGCAGCUGCCAAAUGUUCGUCGGAAGAACGAGGUGAAGGGGCUGAACAAAGGUGCUUUUAUUCUCCCCAAGAAACCAUCAGUCUUAGUCUGGAAUACAUGCACAGUUCCAAAGAUGCGGUGGAAAACGAUAAGGAGGGAUCGAAUAAAAAGGAUCCCAUGACCAGAUACCUGAAUUGUCCAGCUGCUUUGAGUGUCGCAAAUUUGAAGAAAUUUAUUCGUCAAAAAUUUGGCGUCUCAUCCUCAUAUUCGAUUGAAAUUUUUUAUGGUGAUAACCUUUUAAUAGAUGAAUAUACAUUGAUGGAUAUUGCGUACAUUCAUACAUGGAGAAGGGCUGGCCCUAUGAAAUUUUUUUAUUCUAUAAUGACGAGUUCUCCAAGAACAAAUUAUGAAGUUUUGAAAGUUCUCCCUGAAAUUAAAGACGAGCUUACCACUGUUCCAGUUCCGAAUGUUGUUCCAGUGUCCGAAGAAACAGAUACUAGCAUCAAAGUAUCAGAAGACAGUAUGAAAAUGGAAGUUGACGAAUCACCGAGCACAGAAUCUAAUACUCCUUGCAAUGAAAUUGGUGGUGUAGAGGUGAAAUCGUACGAGGUAUCAACCAGCUUGUGUUCCACAUCAGCCGUUCAAAAAAUGGAAGUUGUAGAAUCUGAUACUCCUGUACAAAAUGUAAAUAACACUAGUCCAGAAAACUUACCUGUGACUUCCAAAGUUGAACUGCUUCCACAAAGUAUUCAGAUUCUUACAACUCCACAACAUACUGUUAUAACUUCCGCUAACAGCUUGAAGAUGAAAUUUGUUGCAGGACCAAAACCGAAACCUCUCUGGAAAACAGUGAAUGCUAAAAAGUUAAAAAGAGAAGCUCGAAACAAGCCUGCACCACGCUUAGCUCGGCUAGCUCCAUAUCCACCACCCGCCACUGCCCCGCCCACUUGUUUAACAGCUACUCCACUAUCUCAAUUAACUGUUGGAAAACUUGUUCCGAAUGUUAUGCCUAGUCUUGCCCCUUCCUUAGUCACUGCAUUAGUGUCUACAACUGCUAAUUCUCUUUGUAGUUCCUCACCCAAUGCAAAUCUACAACCCUCUACUCAAUUCUUAGGUCAAGUUACAACAUGCAAUGUCGUAACUUGUAAUGUGACUACAUUUUCUAAUAGCUUUUCACCCUCUACUAAUUUUCCUCAGAAGAAUUUCACUACAUCAUCAACCGAUACAAAGUUGACCACAUCAGUUCCCAAUUCAAGUUUUAUAAGUACUUUGCCUAGUUCACAUGUGAUUGCAAUUCCAGCUGCAGUGCGUAGUCCUGUGAAUAUUUUACCUAAUGUAAACAACUUGCCAACUAUUGAAGUGACAUCCGCAAAUGUGAAACCUCCUAUCCCUCAUGUAUCUAUAACAAAUGGUUCUUACAGUGUGCCCGUUUCUUCGUCUAUUUCAACUGGAAUAAUAGAUCAAGUUGAGUGUAACAGUAUUAAAGCACAGAUGAAUUCUUUACCGAAUACUGUGCUAAGUUCUUCUGCUCCUUCUAUACCUGUGAUAUCAGUAUUAUCUGAUUCAAGUGCUUCCAUGCGGGAAAGUUCGAAAAAUGGAUUAAGUGUGCCACGAAACUCUUCUAAAUCCCCAUCUCCGAAUUCCACGCCACCUUCCGCGGCUGAAGUUGAUGAUAAGACUUCCGAUACAUCAGAAAAAUCUUCGCUUAAAAUGCUUCUUACUUGUGAUAAAUCCAGCGAUAAGAAAGAAACAGCAAACAAUGAUAAUAUAAAUAGUUUAGAAAAUGAUAAAGCCUCUACGAUCAAACCUUCAGAAAAUGCUAAAAACUCGUCUCCUCAUACCCCUCUAACAAAUGGAAGUUGCGAAAGCUUUCCACUCAGUACUAAAACACCCGAAACAUUUGAUAAAAAAGAAAAGAGCUCCCUAUCUGCAGAUUUCAGUGAUAACGAUGAUUUAGGGUGCCAGGCUGACCUGGUUGUGGAUGAGCAUAAAAUGGACAGCUCGGACAAUGAGGAUGAGAGCGAUGUAGCCCUGCGCGAAAAGAUCACCGCAAUAGCCGAAAAAGAGGAUGACGCGGAUGACACUGAAGCUGACAGUGGUCGAGCUAGUGAUAUGAGUAAUCAAGCUCGAUCUAGCUGCGAUGACGAUAUCGGUUCUCCCACGCCUACAUCGUUAUCAGAGCCUGAUCGGAAACCGGCGACCGCAACAACCACCUCUACAAACUCCAUAUUGCCCAGUUUUACUUUACCUGUUAACAGCUCAUCGACAACAACGGAAAACAGUAAUAGAAGUGCUAAAUCUAACAAUAUUAAUCACGUCAUUAACAAUUUAUAUCGAAAUCACGAAAAGAAAGACAACAUUGGUGCUCUCGAUUUGUCUACUAGUUGUGUCAGGAAAGCAGGCGAGGUUGCUGGUGCCCGUCCAAAACCUGUGGCGAAUCCAGUAUUGGACACUAAACACAAGCAGCCUUCCUAUUUGGGCGCUGCCAGUAAACAGCAUACAGCUUGUCCUCCGCCGCCCAAACCUCCCACUUCCUCUAUAUUGAUGCAGGGAUUGACUUCUCGCACACCUCUUGUUCCUUCACAAUUACAUGGGAAACCUCCUCACAUACCUGUUUCAACGUUCCUCGGUCCACCCUCUUUCUUUUCUAGUCAGAAUAGAACUGUUUCCACGACCUCUGUUACAACGGGACGAUCGACGCCUACCUAUAAUGCAAGUCGUACAGCCAGCUCCCCAGUGCCUAUAUCUCAUUCGGCUCUCUCAUUGCUACCAGUUUCGCCAGGCUCUUCUCAAAUAAUGCCUGGUAUUCCGUAUCCUCCCUGUGUGCCUAAUCCCAUGGCUUUUCCUUAUCGGACUCCUGUCACUAUACCGCACCAUAAAGGAAUAUCUUCGCCACCUUCUACCAGUAUUCACAGCAAAACAUCUUCUAAACAAUCCAACAGUCGAAAAUCUUCGCUAGAUUCUCACCAUACCAAAAGUUUAACUAGCCCCAACAGCCGGAACGGUGCUUUAGGCGUAGCAUCCCCUGCAACCCAAGCUUCCUACCCCAAGACGUCUCCUUCCAACGCCAGAAUGUCACCCCUGGCAUCCACCGCACCCAGCCCAAAGUCCAUGAUGCCUGGUGCUUUACCGAACACCCCCUCCUACAAGCCAAGUCAGCCACUCAGCCCCAAGUCCAUCAUGCCGAGCUCUUUACCGAAUACUUCCUCUUACAAGUCAAGUCAGUCACCCAUCUACAAGAAAUCCUACAAGAGUUAUAAUAGCAAGUUCAAGGGUAGCAACUUAACGGUGUUGAAUCCUGGUGACCCCGAUCACAACGGCUACAGUCCGAAAUUAGUCAUUAAAAACUUAAACGUCAAACCUAAUAAUAACAACAACAACAGUAAUCACCACCAUCACCAUCAUCACUCGUCUCCGAAAUAGACUACUUUUUUUUGCAUUCUUUUGUACAUAGACUGGCAGUUUAUUAUAUAUUAAUAUUAUAUCAAAUGGGGAAAACAAUUCUUAAGUCUCUUUGUAUAAAACUACAAAACAACCUUAGUUCGUCGAUUCAUUUGUUUGAUCAUUUAAAUUUUCUAUAUUUUUAUUUGUUAAUGUGCUUUUUCUGAGGAUACUUGUUGAACUGAAAGUUAAUACUUAAAUUAAAAAUUUGUAUGUUUUUUUUUUAAUUUAAAAACUUAACUUAGACAAUUUGUGGAAAAGUAAAUAAUUAAGAAUUUUUAAUACACGGAUUAUUGAUUUCUUACGGAAACGGGAUUAAACUAAAAUAAUCUUGUUUAAUCCCGCAUUUAUUUUGUUAAUCUGCAUUUAAAUGCAGAUUACCAAUAAAAUUUUUCAUUUUU